UUUGUCGGCACGCCAUCUUUCAAUUUUCUUUUUUUCGUAGACACCGACGUGUAGAAAACGUGUUGUGUGUAGGCUAGUGCUAUUUUUCGCAAAUUUGCAGUAAAAUGGGUUUCGUAAAGGUCGUGAAGAAUAAGCAGUACUUCAAGCGUUACCAGGUCAGGUUCCGCAGGCGUCGCGAGGGUAAAACCGAUUACUACGCCCGUAAGCGUCUUAUCUUCCAGGAUAAGAAUAAAUACAAUACUCCGAAGUACCGAAUGAUUGUUCGUCUGAGCAACCGCGACAUUACUUGCCAGAUUGCUUACGCACGCAUUGAAGGAGAUCGCAUUGUUUGUGCUGCCUACUCGCACGAACUUCCCCGCUAUGGGGUUAAAGUUGGUCUAACCAACUACGCAGCUGCAUACUGCACUGGACUGCUGGCUGCCCGUCGUAUUCUACAGAAACUUCGUCUGGAUACAUUGUACACUGGUUGUACAGAUGUUACUGGCGAAGAGUACCAGGUCGAGUCAGUCGAUGAAGGACCAGGUGCCUUCCGUUGUUACCUAGAUGUCGGUCUGGCUCGUACCACCACCGGAGCUCGUGUUUUCGGUGCCAUGAAGGGUGCCGUCGACGGUGGUCUGAAUAUUCCUCAUUCGGUCAAGCGUUUCCCUGGUUACAGUGCUGAAAACAAAAGUUUCAAUGCUGAGGUUCACCGAGCCCACAUCUUUGGACAACAUGUUGCCGAUUACAUGCGCACCUUGGAAGAGGAAGACGAAGAUGCCUACAAGCGUCAGUUCAGCAAAUAUAUUGGUCUUGGAAUCAAGGCUGAUGAUAUCGAAAACAUCUACAAGAAUGCUCACGCUGGCAUCCGCAAAGAUCCUUCCUUCACCAAGAAACCGGAAAAGAAGGUCACCAAGAAACGUCACAAUCUGGCCAAACUCACGCUGGAAGCCCGCAAGGCAAAGAUCGCCAAGCACAAGGCCGACUUCCUUGCCAAGAUACAAGCAGAUGUGGAAGCUUAAACCGAUAUUGUUUGGACCUGACGGUCACUGUUACCGUCAGUUUCCGGUUUCUCAGCUGGGUCAGAGGGCUUUGCAUUUGCUCGACAAUUUACUGCUUCUACUUCCUAUUAAAUAUUUUUCC
Molecule: messenger RNA, 1119 nt
Organism: Sabethes cyaneus
Lineage: Eukaryota; Metazoa; Arthropoda; Insecta; Diptera; Culicidae
Gene: RpL5
Product: 60S ribosomal protein L5
Exons: 4
Coding region: 105-998 (297 amino acids)
Biological process (GO): ribosomal large subunit assembly; translation
Cellular component (GO): cytosolic large ribosomal subunit; ribosome
Molecular function (GO): 5S rRNA binding; structural constituent of ribosome
Source: RefSeq, a predicted model, not a curated record